Molecule: messenger RNA, 2894 nt
Organism: Sorghum bicolor (sorghum)
Lineage: Eukaryota; Viridiplantae; Streptophyta; Magnoliopsida; Poales; Poaceae
Exons: 5
Coding region: 271-2532 (753 amino acids)
Source: RefSeq, a predicted model, not a curated record
GCCAGCACGCGACCCGCAUCGCAUCCCCUUUCGUCUCGCCGGAGCCGCGGCGCCGCACCGCACGACCUCACCUCACCGGCCCCGGGCCCAAGUCCAACCCCGCCAAAAUCCAUUCGAAACCUCCCGAUUCCCUCCACAAAAUUUACAAAACCAUAGCUCUCCCGCCAAUCUCCAGACCAUUUCGAUCCCAUUUCUCUCCCCAAAUCCGCGACACCGUUGCCCAGCGCAGCCGACCCAAACCUAGCUCCCCCGCCGCCGCCGCCCGCCGGGAUGGACUUCUCGGCUCCCUCAUUCUCGCUGGGUUUCGACUGGGACGACGACGACGACCCCCCGGCCGGGAGCGACCGGCACGAGCAGCCGCGCGGGUACGAGGCCCCCGACCCGCCGUCGUUCUCGUUAGGGAUCGACGACGACGACGUCGUGGAGGCGCCCCGCAUCCCGGCGGUUGACCGCCAGAAGGGGCACGAGCGGUGGUCCACGGCGCCCGAUCCACCGUCGUUCUCGCUGGGCUUCGACGAUGACGUCGUGGAGGAGCCCCGCAUUCGGGCGGGUGGCCGCCGGAAGGAGCACGCUCGGGGGUACACGGCGCCCGAUCCGCCAUCGUUCCCCCUGGGCUUUGACGACGAAGACGGCGAUGGUGACAUACUCGCUGCCGACCAGCGGUGCGAGCGGGCGCGGCCCCCGGUGGCGCCCGGAGCUCCCGCUUCGACCGGCGCUGCAGAUGACGAUGAUAAGGAGGAUGGCUUCGUCCUCGCCGGUGGCAGGCGGCCGGUCCGAGUGGAGCGUCACAGGCUAGACCGAGAUCCCCUGCCGCCGCCGCGGCUGCAGACCAAUCGGUUCGCGGCGCCCGAUCCGCCGUCGUUCUCAUUGGGCUUCGACGACGAAGACGGCCAUGGUGACAUCCUCGCUGCCGACCAGCGCCGCGAGCAGGCGCUGCCGCAGGCGGCGCUCGGAGCACCCUCUUCGACCGGCACUGGAGAUGACGAUGAUAAGGAUGAUGACUUCGUCCUCGCCGGUGGCAAGCGGCCGGUCCGGGUGGAUCGCGACACGAUAGACACAGAUCCCCUGCCGCCGCCGGCUUCGACCAAUCGGUUCAAGCGGCUGCGGAAGGGCCCUGCGCCAGCCCAUCCGGCGCCAACACCCCAGGUGCUGCACUGUGAGGCGCCGUAUUCCUCCCUUAUAAUCAACGACGACGACGACUCCCUAGCUGGCGGCCAGCACCACGAGCAAUCGAAGCCACAGGCCGCACCUCGGGUCCCCUCGUCGCUCAGUAUCGAAGAUGAGGACGGCGACUUCUUCCUCGCUGGUGACCAACAGCCAGAGCCAACACUGCCUGAGCCUGAAGUGACUCAACUCAAGCGGCUGCGGAAGGGCCCUGCACCACCACAUCUGGCGCCAUCACCGCCUCCUUUGAAGGUGCCAGGACAACCCACGGUAGUGAUUGACAAUGCAGCAAGAGCGGCGGUUGGGAGUUGGGAAGACGAGAUCGAGGAUUGGACAACAGACGAGGACCGACCGGUUCGAGGUGAGUGCCUGAGCGAUGUGCCACCAUCUGUUGGUAGUUGCAGCACUUCCAGCAACUCAAAAUUCUCUCUGCUUAAUCGUGGUGUUCUUAUGACUCAGUCAGCAACCAAAGCAAACAGAUCAAAAAUUUCACAAACACCAAAUACUUCUGCUUCAAUAUCUUUGGAAGAAAGCUGCACAAAGAAACUACUUCCUAAGAUAACAGUAAGCCCGAUGAGGAAAAUCUAUUUGCUUGAUUCUGACACUGAUGCAGACGAUGACCACAAUCAAAAUAAAGCAAAGACCCAGCAGCAAAACACGAAGCCCCGAGGGAGCAGUACUGUGCUGAAGAGUGGAGCUAUGAUGAAUGACAAUUGGGCAACACCUGCCUUGGACGAGUUCUGCAAUGAAUACUUCAAAUCUUCAAAAGAUGCAGGGUUUUCUCAGCAGAAAGAAGGCAACACUCACUACAGGGUUUCUCAACCUAAGAACUCUGGGCAUUUCCAGCAACAAACGUCUUCAAGUGGAGCUGAACUAUAUGAUGGUCCUCCUGCUAUGCAUUAUUUGUUCCACCCUGACCCAAGGGUGGGUAAUUUGUUCAGGAACAGGCUGCAACAUUUUGUUCCCAUUGGGGCAGGAAGUACCAGAGAAAAUGGGCAAAACAGAGCAGAAAGUCUCAGCAGCGGCAGGAGGCAAUUCAGCUCGAGUGCAGCUGCUAACGAUGACUGGGUGACUCCUGGGAGGAUCUCAGUUCCAACUGAUGCCAGUAAAAGAAGGGUGCGUGCCAGUGGAUCCCAUUCUGGCUCUGGCCAUUGGUUUACUGAUGACAGUGGGAGGAAGGUUUAUGUCUCAAAAAAUGGGCAAGAGUUGACUGGCCGCAAUGCCUAUCGACAAUAUCAAAAGGAAAGUGGCAGGGGAUUCGGCAGGUACAAGAAGAAAGGUUCAUCUGGAACCAAACGAGGUGCUGCUAAAGUGAAGACCGAAACUGCGGCCAAACGAGGCACGAGUAGGGCUAAAAGGAAGCGGUGACUGCCUGCCCGCUUCACAUUGGGCAGGAUUCUGUAGCUAGUACCCCCCCUCUCCACCUCGCGUGCUUCACUUGAUAGCCGAUUUGUUGAUAGAACCAUAUGAAUGCAUAAUAAAGCCUCAAUUGCUCUCGGUUUUCCCUUAUAUCAGGAGGCACACGCAUAAAUAGUACAUGGUUCUAUCGUGUGUUCGUAAAUAUUUUUUUGGCUCUUACUGUAUUCUGUUUUUUGGUGCCAAGGAUCCAUAGGCAAAAGGCUGGUAUACUCCACUGGAUGUACUAUAAACCAUUAUUGCACGCUCGUGGCAUUCAUCGGCUAAUAAUUCUGAACGUUUGCCCACCGACAAUGAAUGGGCACACCAUGUCA